This is a messenger RNA of Boleophthalmus pectinirostris (great blue-spotted mudskipper), 1165 nucleotides long. RefSeq names its product mitochondrial transcription rescue factor 1 (gene mtres1). The record is from RefSeq and is a predicted model, not a curated record. NCBI's taxonomy places the organism in Eukaryota, Metazoa, Chordata, Actinopteri, Gobiiformes, Gobiidae. The coding region runs from base 318 to 1007 and encodes 229 amino acids. The transcript is spliced from 4 exons. Gene Ontology annotation, molecular function: RNA binding.
UGCGUGAAUUACCUUCAAAGACAAGUAUAAUAUAGUCAAUUACUGAUCAUUACGGACAGCUGAAGGUUUAUGACAGCAGUUGCUUUUCGAAGGUUUAGAGCUACGACAGUGGGCUUUAGUUUACUGCUAAUGCUUUUGUUAGCUCAGAAACACUUCAUCAUGUUUUGCACUCCAAAGACACACUGCAGAAAUGGUCGCUCGCAUUUUAAGUAUUACGGGGUUUUCAUGGACAUCUGCCAGGACUGUGUGUACACAUAUUCAUUAGCUUUAAAUUAAGGACACACUGUACUUGAGCAGAGACUGGGUGGCGUGCCAACAUGCAGUGUUUGAUGGUUCAGGCCCUUGUCAUGAGACAAUUGGGAAGGUUAAAUCCCCGGCACCUAGUGGCUGCUGGUUAUGGACUUCGACACACAGAAUGGUGCCCCAGGACAAUCCACACACGGCAGCUGUGGGGCUGCUCUGUAGUCCCUGCAAUCAACUGUCAUAGACCCACCUUUCGUAGCAGAGAUGCUCUUAGAAGUUGGGCUGCUCAUCAUUUAAGGUUUAAAAGUACCAAGAAAAAAGGUUUUAGUCGAACUGGCCAGGCUGAGGAGGAAGAGGAGGAAGAAGAUGAAAAAGACCCAGAGGACAGUGAUUAUGAAGAAGAUAUGGAGGACUCAAAUGUGCCUAAAGACUACAAGGACAUGGAGAAACAUGUACAGUCUUUUCGUUUUGAUGCUGUACUGAAAGCUGGAUUGGACAUGGCACGCAACAAAAUUGAAGAUGCAUUCUACAGCAAUAAGUUAAGACUAAAUGGACAGAAACUGAUCAAGAAAAGUAAAACAGUAAAAGUCGGAGACACCUUAGACCUGGUUUUGGCAGAAAAUCGAGACACCAACACUGUUACAUUGAUGAGAGUUGUUCUUAGGAAAGUUUUUGCUGAGACCACCAGUACAGAGAAACACAAAAUUUCAUUAAGGCGCUGGAAAUCUCUUGAGCUUCCUAAAGAGGAAGCUUUAAAAUCAUGAACUUUACUUCAGACAUGUCAGACUCCGAUUCAGUUAUGAAAAAAUGUAAUUUUUGAACUUGUAAAAGGAUGGAUCUAGAUCUAUAUAACUGCAUGCACAAUUGCUGCUAAUUUUGUUGUUGUACAGGUAACCGUGUGCUAAUAAAGAUUUUGAAGUCA